This is a messenger RNA of Punica granatum (pomegranate), 1680 nucleotides long. Lineage: Eukaryota; Viridiplantae; Streptophyta; Magnoliopsida; Myrtales; Lythraceae. The record is from RefSeq and is a predicted model, not a curated record.
ACUCUGUCACUGCGAAGUGCCUUCUCUCUCUGGAACAGAGCUGUUUGUUUCCUUCCUUCCUGCGAUAAGAGCAAGAAAGAGAAGCUCCGGCCGGCGAGAUCUCUUCCUCCUUUUCCGCUCCCUUGGUCGUCUUCUUCUUCCUCUCCAUCAAUGGCGGACGAGCCUUCCCUCACUCGCUGGUCUUUUCUGUAGCUCUAUAUAUAGGAUUUUAAAAUGUUUUAUGAUACCAAGUUUGGGAGGAAGAAGUUGCCGGAGUCGCAAAAUGGGCAUACUGAUGAACCUGCAUCUAAUGGGAGCUCCUCUGCGACAUCAAACGGAAACGGUCAUGUUAAAAACACAUCUGAUAUGGCCAUUUAUGAGCAGUUCCGGAGCCAGGGAAGUUCGACACAGUCCAAUGGGGUUCCGUCUAGCCAGUAUAUUGAGAAACCGCCGAAGCCCCUGUUUCCUACUUUUGAAUCUGCAGAAAUGCUUACAUUGGCAGAGAGUCUGAGCAGGGAUAUUAUUCGAGGGAGCCCAGAUGUUAAGUGGGAUAGCAUCAAAGGGCUGGAGAAUGCCAAACGCCUUCUCAAAGAGGCAGUUGUCAUGCCUAUCAAAUAUCCCAAAUAUUUCACUGGUCUUCUGUCACCAUGGAAAGGCAUUCUCCUCUUCGGCCCUCCUGGGACAGGGAAGACUAUGCUUGCAAAGGCUGUGGCAACUGAAUGCAAGACCACGUUCUUUAAUAUUUCGGCAUCAUCUAUUGUCAGCAAAUGGCGUGGUGAUUCAGAGAGGUUGGUAAAAGUGCUAUUUGAGCUUGCAAGGCACCAUGCUCCAUCAACUAUAUUUCUUGACGAAAUUGAUGCGAUAAUUAGCCAACGUGGUGAGGCACGGAGUGAGCAUGAAGCCAGUAGGCGUUUGAAAACUGAGCUGCUAAUACAGAUGGAUGGUCUAACAAAGUCUGAUGAACUUGUUUUCGUUUUGGCCGCUACAAAUCUACCAUGGGAAUUGGAUGCAGCAAUGCUCAGGCGUCUUGAGAAGCGAAUCCUUGUGCCUCUUCCAGAACCAGAGGCAAGAAGGGCAAUGUUCGGGGAGCUCUUGCCCUCUGUGGCAGGUGAGGAUGAGCUUGAACUUCCAUAUGAUUUGUUGGUUGAGAAGACUGAAGGAUACUCAGGCUCAGACAUACGACUGGUGUGCAAAGAGGCUGCUAUGCAGCCUCUUAGAAGGUUGAUGACACAUCUCGAAAACCGACAAGAAGCGGUGCCUGAGGAUGAGUUGCCCAAGGUCGGACCGAUCAGGCAUGAAGAUAUAGAGGCGGCUUUGAAGAACACAAGGCCCUCUGCUCACCUUCAAGCUCAUCGGUAUGAAAAGUUCAACUCUGAUUACGGCAGUCAGAUACUUGGCUGAAUGUAUGAGCAUCAUCAGAUAUAAACGUUUUGGCAUAUAUCUUGUCCUUCCCCUCUUGCCAGAUAUUAGAUUAUUUAUUUCGGUUGUACCAGUAAUUCCUUUUUUCAAUUUUUAUGGCUCUUUUACUAGCUAUUCUUUGCAUUUUGUAACAUUAGAAAAAUGCAAAAUUAGGACUUCUCUUCUGAAUCGAUGAUUGAAAUCCAUUUCCUCUGAUUCUGUUUUUCCGAACUAGGUUCAACUGGGACAGAAUAUUGUACUUAUAAAAGCCGAGUUUCACCUAAAAAAAUUGGUUGGCUAGUA